GUUUUUAGGGGAGGGGCCGGGAUGCGUCCCAUGGCAGGAGAGAAGUAGUUAAAAAUUAGUGCUAGCAAGGGGCCGGAACCUCGGGAUGUGGGUAUAUAAGACCGCGCCUCCGGGCAGAGCUGCUGUUGCUGCUGCCGCCGCUGUGAGAGCCAGGACUAGCCACACGGGCUUAGCCCCUCACUAGCCAGAGGCCGGGGAAAGGAGCAAAGGGGUCGGGUGGGGUCCAACCCGGGUUUCCUGCUUCACCUCUGGGGCAGACACGGACCCUCUAACUUCUGUUUCCUCUCCUUAAACGCGCACCGGCGGGGUGGUGCGCUCUAGCUCAGCACACAAGCGCGCGGCAAGGGCGCGCCCGGCUCCAGGCCCUGCAGAAGGCGAUGAGUGCCGGGCCCUGGCCAGCUGGGCUCCAGCGGUGGGAGUAGGGUCCGGCGGGGAGGCAGGGAGGCUAAGAGGUUAGAGCUCCCGCUGCGCGGCGGGCAGUGGUCGUCUUCGCUCCACGCACACCUGCUGCUGUCGCCGCGCCGCGAUGAGCCGCGUGGUCUCACUGCUGCUGGGCGCUGCGCUGCUCUGCGGCCACGGAGUUCUCUGCCGCCGGGUGGUCAGCGGCCAGAAGGUGUGUUUUGCUGACCUCAAGCAUCCCUGCUACAAAAUGGCCUACUUCCAUGAACUGUCGAGCCGAGUGAGCUUCCAGGAGGCACGCCUGGCUUGUGAGAGUGAGGGGGGAGUCCUUCUCAGCCUGGAGAAUGAGGCAGAACAGAAGUUAAUAGAAAGUAUGUUGCAAAACCUGACAAAACCAGGAACGGGAAUUUCUGAUGGUGAUUUCUGGAUAGGGCUUUGGCGAAACGGAGAGGGGCAGACAUCUGGUGCCUGCCCAGAUCUCUACCAGUGGUCUGAUGGAAGUGCUUCCCAGUACCGAAACUGGUAUACUGAUGAACCUUCCUGUGGAAGUGAGAAAUGUGUUGUGAUGUAUCAUCAACCAACGGCCAAUCCAGGCCUUGGGGGUCCCUACCUUUACCAGUGGAACGAUGACAGGUGCAACAUGAAGCACAAUUAUAUCUGCAAGUAUGAACCAGAGAUUAAUCCAACUUCUCCUGUAGAAAAGACUUAUUUUACAAAUCAACCAGGAGACACCCAUCAAAAUGUGGUCGUUACUGAAGCAGGGAUAAUUCCCAAUUUAAUUUAUGUUGUUAUACCAACAAUCCCACUGCUUUUAUUGAUACUGGUCGCUUUUGGAACCUGCUGUUUCCAGAUGCUGCAUAAAAGGAAAGCAAGGAGAAACUUCACCAAAGACUCAACUCCAUUAUCAUCUGAGUGCCUUGCAGAAAGUUUAAAUUCCAAUCUGUAAAGGAAGAACAAAAACUAGCCCAACUCAGUCCACACUGUGGAUUUCAAAAAGCACCAGAAAAGAAAGUGGCAUGGAAGUAUAAUAAUUCACUGACUUGGCUCCAAAAGAGAAAAUAAAAUUGUCUAAUUCUGGAUCGGCAUCAGGAAUGGCAUCAGAACAUUAGCUUGGAAUGGCUUGAAAUCUCAAAGGACCUGCAAGAUGAACUGUAAGCUCCCUCUUGAGGCAAAUAUUAAAAUAAUUUUUAUAUGUCUAUUAUUUCAUUUACAAAAUACGCUGUGCUAAUAAUGGAGUGAGACAUGCUUAUUUCGCUAAAGGAUGCACCCAAACGUCAAGUAAAUGGAAUGGACCGUGCAGAUAAAAUUGCUGUCAACACAUCAGAGAAGUGUAUGUGUUGGAAGCAAGUAUUUUUGUUUCUGUCACUUUUCAUAAGUUAUAACCUAGUUAAUGUAACGUAAAUUGUACUAAAAUUUACAGUGUGCAAAAAUAUUUUACCUUUACAUAAGUGUUUGAUAAAAAUGAACUGUUCUAGUAUUUAUUUUUAUGGUGUUUCAUUUUUCAAUACGUGCUGUUUUGAUCAAAGAAAUGUAUCACUGUUUUCAACUGACUCCACACACACAUAGAUCUAUUACCAUAGAAAAAGUUUCUUUUAUAGAAGUGGUUCAUCUCCUUUCAGUUUCUCUGUUCUGGGGUCUGACAAUGUUUAGGAAAUCUCUUCAGAAAUAAGAAGCUAUUUCAGUAACUGUGGUGUAAAUUUACUCCAAUAUUUUACUUAGAGGCAAGGAUUGUCUAAUUUCAAUUGUGCAAGACAUGUGCCUUACAGUUGUUUUUAGUUUAAAAUUCAACAGAUUUUGUAAUAACUUUGUUAAUAGCCGUAUCAACAAUAUUACACUCAGUCUAGAGCAAAACAAAAGUGGCAUACACAAUAUAAAUCAUGUCUUCACAUGUUGCCUAUACAACCACAAGUAGCUCUCUGAGGGUUCUAGAAUCAGUUUGGUGCCUCCCUUGCCAACAAAACAAAGAUGGUUGUUGGAGGCUGGGGAUCAACACCGGAAGCAGAUGGGUGUGGCGUAUGCUUAAGGUUUUCCCAUAGCUCUGCUCAGCCUCUAUCAGCCGUAAAAUAGUCUCAACCAGGUGCAUCAUCACCGUCAGUGUGGAGGUAAGCACAGCACACAGAUAUUUCACCAAGGAGAGAAACUAUGAAUUACUGUGAACAUGGGUUGAGGGCAUUGGCGAUCCUGGGUUCGUGUUGAGGAUUUGCCUGAGAGAGUGAACUGUGGUUUCUCUUGUCUUAUCUUCUCUAGUUUCUUCAACGCUUGUGGCUUCUUCUCAAGAGACUUGUAACUCUCGGGUCUUCAAAUGUUCCUGUGUUCCUUUUAAGUAAAUAAAAAGUUCUUGUUUCUGAAGAAUGGCCAUGGAUAUUGUCUAAAUCUUUUAAGUGAACAAAAUACAGGUUUUGCAUCUGUACAUGAAGAGGGAGACAACUAUUGAAGAAGGGUAUGAAUGGAAGUUGGGGUUAUAGAGCGUUUUAAACCUCAACUUUUCCCUGGUUAAUCAUUUAAACUGGAAAAUAAAGAGCUUUUAUUAAGGCAAUUCACAACUAAAGUUGGUUGGCAAAACUUAGAGACAAAUAGAAAUGAGUGGGUGCUGGCACCCUUUCACCUGCUUAGAGACUGAGAGAGGCAGCAGCUGCAUUCUAAGCUCCAAUCUGACACAUUUUGCACUUCCUUUCCCUACUUGGUUUCCCAUCUUUGCUGGGAUCUACAUCUUCCCUCCAAGGUCCUACCAUGUGUUUCUUCCUUCAGUUGGGUCUUGAGGGACAGGAGACAGUGCUUUCCCCAUAGUCUGGCCACCCAUGACUAUACCACAACAGCUGCAUGGCGAGAGAGGCAAGGCAAUGGGGGAGGACCGUGGUUUUGCCUAUUGUCUUGAUCCAUGCCUGCAAAAACUCUUCUGGUAUCAGUUUCUAAACCCAUACAGUCAACUUCCCUUUUAUGAGACGGUGACAGUGAGACUGUCCUUAGGGUUUCUUAAACUUUUUGCUGACCUCUGAAAAAUGAAAAGAAGUACUUGGUACCGUGUGUAUCUGGUGUGUUUGUAUUUUCACAUAUGUGUGUCUUGAAAUGCAGGUGAGUUGUGGACAAUAUCCAGGUAGUAAAAUCAAACAACACACCCUACCCCUGUUCGUUCAUCCUUUCUAACUGCUCCUAAGAUAAAAUCAUUGGAAAGGUCUUAAAAAGAGUAGUGCGUUUGAGGAUUCUUAAUUUUUGUCUAAGACUAAAUACCACAAAUGUUUACCAGGAUUUUGUAGUGCCCAAUUAUCUGGCCACACUUUCUUAUAUGAUAUUGUUUUCCCUUUCUCUGUUCCCCAGAGAGAGAGAGACUUUUGGUACAGCAGCAUGUGAUUAUCUACUAUCCUCAAUCCCUGAACUUCUCUGAACCCCUACUCCUGGUCCUAAUGCCUCUUCAAUACAUCAAUCAUAGCCAUUCCUUUCAGAUGUAACCCAAAUUAAGUGGCUUCUUCCAUAGGCCCAGUCUAUACUCCUUUAAACCUUACUCUUUCUUAUAUUACUUUGGACCAUAUAGACCCAUACAAUUAUAUAUGUGUGUGUGUGUGUGUGUGUGUGUGUGUUAAGUAGGUGUAAAUUUUGUCUUCCCAAAUAAAUCAAUAGAUUUUUGUGCGGUAAGCUAAACUGAAGUUUGCACUUACUCUGGAAAUGACCCAAGAGAUUAAAGCAGUGAGGCAAAUUCAUUUAUUCCACAUUUUUGGCCUUCUAAUGGGUGAUUCAGCUGUGUCUAAGUAACUUUUGCACAUGUUAAAAACAU
Messenger RNA from Lutra lutra (Eurasian river otter), 4168 nucleotides. It is a transcript of the gene CHODL, whose product is annotated as chondrolectin. Lineage: Eukaryota; Metazoa; Chordata; Mammalia; Carnivora; Mustelidae. The record is from RefSeq and is a predicted model, not a curated record. The transcript has 7 exons. Gene Ontology annotation, cellular component: cytoplasm. Gene Ontology annotation, biological process: positive regulation of axonogenesis. The coding region runs from base 527 to 1345 and encodes 272 amino acids.